This is a messenger RNA of Corylus avellana, 4968 nucleotides long. RefSeq lists its product as uncharacterized. NCBI's taxonomy places the organism in Eukaryota, Viridiplantae, Streptophyta, Magnoliopsida, Fagales, Betulaceae. The record is from RefSeq and is a predicted model, not a curated record.
GGGUAUAAUAUGAAUUAUUGAGUGUGAAGAGACUUUUUCCUUUUUCCCUUUUUCGCCAUUUCUCUCAUCUUUUCUCGUCUCUCAUAACAUAUACACGAUACGCCUCCGGAUACAGCUCUACAAAGCAAUUCUUGGUGUUGUCAAAGAGAAAAAGUUGAAAAGAUCAACAAACAAAAAAAAAGCAGAGGGAUUCCCAUUGCCCUUCUCCUUUGCUUUCCUCAAAUCUCAAUCCAAGCUGCUCACUCUUUCCCUUUCCUCUCUACAUUUCCUUUUACUUCAUAUUUUUUUUUUCUCCCAGAGAGAUUUCAUACUCAAAACUGGCGCAUCGCUUUCUCAGAUUGGAAUUGCAAAGAACAUCGGGUGGUGAGGGAGAAAUGGGAUCAAAAUUGGAAAUUGCCGUUCAAAUGAGAAAAAUUCUGAUCAUAUCAGUCAGAACGUGCUACAGAUCAGUUUCCGGUCAUCCAUUCCUUGUGGGUAUGCUCUGUUUCUUGUUAUUUCUGUACAAAUCUUUUCCUUUCGCAUUUUCCCUUUUGGUCUCUGCGUCCCCUGUUUUGUUCUGCACUGCUCUUCUCCUUGGGACUCUUUUGAGUUAUGGGCAACCCAUCAUGAUACCCGAAAUUGAAAAAGAUGAUCAGUUUGGCCAUUCCCUUAAGGCUGGGGUUUCGGGGAAUGCCACUGUUGUUGUUGAUGAGAGAGAUGAGAGCUUUGUUGUAGAAAGACACGCGGGAAAGGGAAGGGAUAUAGUAGAGGAGGAGGCUGUUGAGGGUUCUACUUCUGCAGAAGAUAAAGUCGGCAAGGUCGAGGCUGAUGAUGGGUUGGCUGAUUAUGUGCCACCGAUUGAUCAUGGUUCCCGGGAAAUUCAGUUAGAGAAGCGAGCAAUAGAGGAAUCUGAGGAAGAGUUUCACGGUUUGGAAUUGGAAAAGAAGAAGGAAAUUUAUCAGGAGAACUUGGGGAUUGAAGGUAUGUCAGAUGAUGGGGAACAUCUUGAGAACCAAUAUGGUGUGCUUCACAAAGUGGGAGAUGAGAGUCUUGAAGUGGAAGGCAUUGUUAAGCCGCUGGGAGAGUUGGUUGAUGCUGAUAAGGGGGAUCACUUGGAUUUAUCUGCUUAUGCUGAUAAUGAUGAUGAUGAUGAUGGUGAUGAUGGGUCUUUGGAUUCAGGGUCUGAUCUAGCGGAGAGUUCCUCGCCAGAUGCUUCAAUGGCUGACAUCAUUCCAUUGCUUGAUGAGCUCCACCCACUUUUGGAUUUGGAAGCUCCGCAGCCUGCACUUAUGUCCCAUGAUGAGUCAGAUGUCGCUUCGGCACAGUCUUCUAAAAGUGAUGAUGGCAGUGUUGACUCGGACGAAGAAUCAGAAAUUCAAGGAGAAGAAGUAGAAGAUGGUGCUGAUGAAAACGAAGAUGAUGAGGAGGAAGAAGAAGCACAGGGAGGCAAAGAGGAUGAAAGUAAAUCGGCAAUCAAGUGGACAGAGGAUGACCAAAAGAACCUCAUGGAUCUGGGGACUUCGGAGCUGGAGAGGAACCAACGCCUGGAGAAUCUCAUUGCAAGGAGGAGAGCACGGAAAAACAUGAGAUUGAUGACUGAAAAGAAUUUAAUAGAUUUAGAUGGCGCUGACCUUACCUUUAACGUUCCACCCAUUUCGACAGCAAGACACAAUCCAUUUGAUCUCCCCUGUGAUUCCUAUGAACCACCUGGUUCUGCACCAUCUAUACUGCUGCCUAGACGAAACCCUUUUGAUAUUCCUUAUGACCCAAAUGAGGAAAAACCUGAUCUCAAGGGAGACAGUUUUCAGCAAGAGUAUACGACAUUCCACCAGAAAGAUACAUUUUUCCGUAGGCAUGAAAGUUUCAGUUUGGGACCGACAGGCCUAGGGGGUCACAGGAAAGAGAUGCAUGAUAUUAAAUUCAGACCCUUUUUUGUGCCAGAGCGGUUUGCUUCAGAGGGAACAAGCUAUUCCUCAUUCGAGAGGCAGUCAAGUGAAGUUAGUGAAUCGAAGUUGAGUUCUGUUCCUGAUACUGAAUCGGUGAGUUCUGCUGCUGAUCAAGAUGACAAGAAGCUCAAUGAACAAGAUUUUUGUCAAGAAACAGGAUUCAUCUCCAGCAUAGACCAUGCUUCUGAUCGUGUUCAACAUGGAAGCCGAUUUUCUGAAGAUAUUGAUUCUUUGCAGAUGGAACCAGUUGAGAAGAGAGAUGUUCACCAUGAUGAGUUUGAGAUAACAUUGGGGCAAGUUGGAAAUCAUUCUGGAAUGGAUUCCAACUUGUCUGAAACAGGAGGGGCAGAUACUCCUCUGGAAAUUAAUACUAGCGAAAUUCAUAUUGAAACACAACCAGUUGAAGAGUACAGCAGUAGAUCAAGUUUGUCAUCGUUGUCAGAAAUAGAUGAGAAAAUAUCUUGUGCAAAAAAAGAAGAAUCAAUGAGUUUGGAUAUCGAAGAAUCUGGCAGCUCAAUGCAACGUUCUCUUGAGGAGCCAGAUUUCCACUUUCCGAGUGGAGAGGUGGAUGAACUUCCACAUGAGCCUGUUUAUGAUUCAAGCCCCUCUGCAAGUGAAAAGAUCCUCCGUUUUUCCUCCAUUUCUUCUGAUUUGCAAGCAGAGAUAUCUGAAAUGGGUUCACCUCCAGUUUCAAUUGAAACUGUUCACGUUGCUGAUAAGGAGUCUGAAUUGCACAGUCAGAGCAUAGGGAAAGAUUCUUCUAACGAUGAAGAAAUGCACGCAGCAUCCUCACUAGCACAUCCAGAAGAUGAAAUGGAACCAAGGUCGAGGGAAGCACAAGAGUCGGGUGAGGAUGAAGUUACUCAGGUAGAGUCUUCUGGAGUUAACCACGGUGAUCAAAAUGAAUGUGUGAUGCCUGAAUCUUUGGUUGAGCAUAUUUCAGUUGAUUCAAGGUCAUCUUCUCCUGACAUUGGAUCAUUAGGAUCAGUAGAGGAGAAGGGUAUGGCAUAUAAGAUAGAAAGUUUGUCUCAUGAACACGAUCAAGUCAGCUCCUCGAGUAUUGAUCCUGGGAUUCUUUUUGAUAAGGAUGUGCAUGAGAAGUUAGAUUCCAUUGCUUCUAGUUAUCAGAUGGCUUAUGAAAAUUUAAAUUUGUCUAGAAAAGAAGAACACCCUCAGCCUUCAAUGGUGGUUGAGCAUGCGUCAGUGAUAUCUUCAGAAACUGAACCUGUUGAGCUGCAUGCCAUUGUUAGGGAAGAAAAUUUUCAGCUUGAGCAGGAUCAAGUUUAUUCAUCAAGUUCAUCAGAUUCUGGAUCUGUAGGUGAAGGCUUGAUGCAUAAGCAUGUAAUUCAGCCUGAACAGGACCAAGUCCAGUCAUCAAGUUCUUAUGAUGCAGAGAUCCAUGAGGGGGGCCACCAAGAUGCAGUUGAGAAGUUGGAUUUGGUGGCUUCUUCUCCCCAACAUAUUCCUUCCAGUGAUUUAUCUGUGUCUGCCUCAGAGGAACAACAGCCUCCUUUGGUGACUGAGCAAGUUAUACGGGUUCUUCCCAGUCAGUCUACUUCAGAAACUGAACAUGUGGAGGUCCAUUUGUUGAAUAAGGAGGAAAUUGUUCAGUUCAAACAGGAUGAAAGCACUGAUGCAAAAAUCAACCCUGGUCUCCACCAAGAUUUGGAUGUGAAGGUGGUUUCUUUCAAUGACCAUGAUGAGUGCAGGGAAUCGUGUAGCAACCUGGCAGAGCCUUCAGAGGUUGUGAGAAUCACCAAACAUGGAGAUGUGCCAGAAGUCCUUGAUCCCAAGCGUAAAAUUCUGCCAAAUCCGACUUCCUUGGCUUCUGAUUCCACUCAAAUUGAUAUCCCAGCUGAGAUUCCUGAAUGUAAUUCACCUACCGGUGGAGUGGAUUUGCAAGCUGAUAUCCCUCGUGGAAUUGUAAAUGAGGACUAUGUUAAGGUCUUAGAAUAUGUAAGCUAUUCUGCAGAAGCUUAUGGUUCUCUCGAUGCCAAACAAAAUAUCAAUGAAGAGGCAGAGGAAAUAAAAGAGAUUGAUGAAGGAUUGUUGUCAGAAUUGGAUGCAGUUGGGGACUUUAGUGUCAAAGAAGUUGUUGGUGAGCCAGAGGAAUUUAACGUUGGGAGUACUGAAUUUGAUUUGCUGCAUAAAGAUUCAGAACCAACAAAGAAUGAGCCAGACCUCCCAGUUCUUGAAGCAAGAUCACUUGAAGAUAUUGACUUGGCUUUUAAGCAGCUUCAUGAAGGAGUAGAUGUUGAGGAAGUCAUCCUCCCCAGUAUGGUUGAUGAUUGGCUAGUUGUGGGAGAGUCCGAUGAACAUGUGGAAUCCAAUUCAAACAUGAAAGCAGUUGAUGCAAAAUCUCUGGAAGAUAUUGAUAUUGCUCUCAAGCAAGUCUCAGAAGUUAAUCUUCAUGAGCUGCCAGAACCUUUGGAUUCAAACAAUCAAUCAUCAUCAGCAGAGCCAUGUGAAGUGGGUUCUGCCAAGAAGACUGAACCAAGUGAUGCAGGAUCUGUUGUUCAAGAAACUAGUACUGUUUUUGUUGAUAAACCAGAGCAUGGAUCUGAUGAAACAUCUGAGAGUAUCAGUUUAAGCAUAUCUAAUUCAUUGAAUAUAAAAAGUAAGGAGGAAAAAUCUCACAGUACAAGAUUUGCUUCAAGCUCCAGCUCGAGGGACUUUGAUUGAAAAUGAAGAUUUAACAAGAGAAAGACAAAGAAAGAGUUUUGUGAUUUUUCCUCGUUGGUUUCUUAAUUCUUAGUGGCUUAGUGCGAAAAUGGGGCUUUUGAUUUUGAAGCUUGGUGCCAUCCUGUUUUGAUCAAUGUCGUUUCGUUAUGUAAUCUGAUCUAUAUGCAUUGCUUUCUUCAAGAAUUGAGUUUUGUUUGAAUUCUUGAAGCGUGAAGGUUUUUGGUUCUAUUCUACCUUUUGAAUGUGUAUUAUGUAUGAGGGGCUUAUUGGGAGAAGGAUUCUUUUAAGCGGUGUACACAGUAAAUUAUAUUUUAUUUUUGGAUGUAAAAUUGUUGAUGUGAUUGAGGUUUUAGGCUGUUAA